Molecule: messenger RNA, 630 nt
Organism: Marmota flaviventris (yellow-bellied marmot)
Lineage: Eukaryota; Metazoa; Chordata; Mammalia; Rodentia; Sciuridae
Gene: Polr2j
Product: RNA polymerase II subunit J
Biological process (GO): transcription by RNA polymerase II
Cellular component (GO): RNA polymerase II, core complex
Molecular function (GO): protein dimerization activity; DNA binding
Source: RefSeq, a predicted model, not a curated record
AGGUCACGUUAUAAGGCGCUGGCGGCGGCGGCGGCGGCGGUAGCCGCUUUGAGUGUGGGCCCGGCUGCAGCGCCAGGAUGAACGCCCCGCCGGCCUUCGAGUCGUUCUUGCUCUUCGAGGGCGAGAAGAAGAUCACCAUUAACAAGGACACCAAAGUGCCCAAUGCCUGUUUGUUCACCAUCAAUAAAGAAGACCACACGCUAGGAAACAUCAUCAAAUCACAGCUGCUGAAGGACCCACAGGUGCUGUUUGCUGGCUACAAAGUGCCCCACCCCUUGGAGCACAAGAUCAUCAUCCGUGUGCAGACCACGCCGGACUACAGCCCCCAGGAGGCCUUCACCAACGCCAUCACAGACCUCAUCAGCGAGCUCUCCCUGCUGGAAGAGCGGUUCCGGGUGGCCAUCAAAGACAAGCAAGAGGGGAUUGAAUAGAAGGGUCAGAAAACACCUGCUCCUCCUGCAAGCCCAGCUCCAGCCUCCACUGUACCCUCCUCUGUAGGCAUCGCAGAGGACCAUGGCCAGGCCCAGCUGUGGCUCCUGGCAGCUUCCUCGAGACCUUCCCUGACACUGAGGUGUCCUGUACAUAGACUGUUUUAGCUUCCUAAUAAAGUAUGACAUUCAAGGACCCAGA